AGAGCACAGAGAGGAGGAGGAAGAGGAGGAGGAGAGAGAGCAGGCCACUAAAGGUAGCUUAAUCAUUGAACCAACAGCCUGAAUGACUUUAUCCCUAGACUACCAGGAAGUCUUCACAUCUUAACUCCUGGGAUAUGAACAGCCUGUGAGGUUACAGGUGGAAGAUCCAAAGCCGAAGUUUUUUUUUUUUAAAGAAAUCUUUUCUCUCCUUGGGAACGGAACCGGAUUUGCAGAAAAAUGUUUGCGGUACAUCUGCUGGCCUUCUAUUUCACCAAACUGAAAGAGGAUCAGGUCAAGAAGGUGGACAGGUUCCUCUAUCACAUGCGCCUCUCGGAUGACUCCCUGUUGGACAUGAUGGCUCGUUUCCAGGCCGAGAUGGAGAAAGGGCUGGGGAGGGACACCAACCCCACAGCCACCGUGAAAAUGCUCCCCACGUUCGUGAGGGCGAUUCCCGACGGCUCAGAGAAGGGGGAGUUUCUCGCUCUGGAUCUCGGUGGCUCCAAGUUUCGCGUCCUGAAGGUGAAAGUGUCAGAAGAUGGGAAGCAGACGGUCCAGAUGGAGAGCCAGUUCUACCCAACGCCCGAAGAGAUCAUUCAAGGGAACGGGCCGGAGCUGUUUGAAUACGUGGCUGACUGUUUGGUGGACUUCGUGAAGGCCAAAGACAUGCAGCACAAGAAAAUCCCUCUUGGCUUUACAUUUUCCUUUCCGUGCAAACAGACUAAACUGGAGGAGGGUGUCUUGCUUUCGUGGACAAAGAAGUUCAAGGUGCGAGGAGUUCAGGGUACUGACGUCGUGAGCUCCCUGACCACAGCACUGAAAAAACGCAAGGACAUUGACGUGGAUGUUUUGGCCUUGGUCAACGACACCGUGGGGACGAUGAUGACCUGUGCGUACGACGAUCCCCGCUGUGAAGUCGGAGUCAUCAUUGGUACCGGCACCAAUGCCUGCUACAUGGAGGACAUGAGCAACAUCGACCUGGUGGAAGGGGACGAGGGGAGGAUGUGCAUCAACACGGAGUGGGGGGCCUUCGGAGACGACGGCUCCUUGGAGGACAUCCGGACAGAGUUCGACAGGGAGUUAGACUUGGGCUCCAUCAAUCCGGGGAAACAACUGUUUGAGAAGAUGAUUAGCGGAUUGUACCUAGGCGAGCUAGUCAGGCUCAUCCUUCUGAAAAUGGCCAAAGAGGGUCUCCUGUUCGGUGGCCGGACGUCAACUGCUCUCCUCACUAAGGGCAAGAUCGAGACCCAGCACGUAGCUGCCAUGGAAAAGCACAAAGAAGGCCUCGGCAACACGAAGGAGAUCCUGAGAGAGCUGGGGCUGGAGCCCACGGAGGCGGACUGCGUGGCCGUCCAGCACGUGUGCACCGUCGUCUCCUUCCGCUCCGCCAACCUGUGCGCGGCCACGCUGGCGGCCAUCCUGACGCGGCUGAGGGAGAACAAGAAGGUCGCCCGGCUGAAAACCACUGUGGGCAUGGAUGGCACCCUCUAUAAGACCCACCCUCAGUUCCCCAAACGCCUGCACAAGGUGGUGAGGAGGCUGGCGCCAAACUGCGACGUCCGGUUCCUCCUGUCGGAGAGCGGCAGCGCCAAGGGGGCGGCCAUGGUGACCGCGGUGGCCUCGCGGGUGCAGGCCCAGAGGAAGCAGAUCGACCAGGUGCUGGCCAUGUUGAAGCUGAGCCGGGGACACCUGGUGAGCGUGAGGAACAAGAUGAGGGCCGAGCUGGAGUACGGGCUGAAGAAGGAGACCCAGCCCCUGGCCACGGUCAAGAUGCUGCCCACUUACGUGUGUGGGUUGCCCGACGGCACAGAGAAAGGCAAGUACCUUGCUCUGGAUCUUGGGGGUACCAACUUCCGAGUCCUCCUGGUGAAGAUCCGAAGCGGGCGGAAGUCGGUCCGGAUGUUCAACAAGAUCUUUGCCAUCCCCCAGGAGAUCAUGCAGGGGACCGGGGAAGAGCUUUUUGACCACAUUGUCCAGUGCAUCGCAGACUUCUUGGAUUACAUGGGCCUCAAAGGAGCCCGACUUCCCCUGGGCUUCACGUUCUCCUUCCCCUGCCGGCAGACCAGCAUCGAUAAGGGAAUACUUAUCGGAUGGACUAAAGGCUUCAAGGCAACGGACUGCGAAGGGGAGGAUGUGGUGGACCUGCUGAGAGAUGCCAUUAAGAGGAGAAAUGAGUUUGAGCUGGAUAUUGUGGCUGUGGUCAAUGACACAGUGGGGACGAUGAUGACUUGCGCCUACGAAGAUCCCGAGUGUGAAAUCGGGCUCAUCGCUGGAACGGGCAGCAACGUGUGCUACAUGGAAGAGAUGCGCAACAUCGAGCUGGUGGAGGGGGACACGGGGAAGAUGUGUAUCAACACCGAGUGGGGAGCGUUCGGGGACAAAGGCUGUUUGGACGAGAUCCGGACCCAGUACGACAGAGAAGUGGAUGAGGGGUCCCUCUACCCCGGAAAACAAAGGUACGAGAAAAUGACCAGCGGGAUGUACCUCGGGGAAAUCGUCAGACAGAUUCUGAUCGACCUAACCAAGAGCGGCCUUCUGUUCCGAGGACAGAUUUCCGAACGCCUGAGGACAAAAGGCAUUUUCGAAACCAAGUUCCUAUCCCAGAUCGAGAGCGACCGUUUGGCCCUGCUCCAGGUGAGGAGGGUCCUGCAGCAGCUCGGGCUGGACUCCACGUGCGAGGACAGCAUCGUGGUCAAGGAGGUGUGCGGCGCCGUGUCCCGGCGAGCGGCCCAGCUGUGCGGGGCGGGCCUGGCGGCCGUGGUGGACAAGAGGAGGGAGGACAGGAAACUCGAGCAUUUGAAGAUCACGGUCGGGGUGGACGGGACGCUCUACAAACUGCAUCCACACUUUUCCCGGAUCCUACAGGAAACAGUAAAAGAGCUGGCUCCUCGGUGUGACGUGACUUUCAUGCUGUCGGAGGAUGGGAGUGGGAAGGGGGCUGCCCUCAUCACUGCCGUGGCCCAGAGAAUGCAGCAGGAAAAGGAAAACUAAGAAAGAGCGAGACCACUUGGAAUGCGUACGGUCGAGAAUUACUGAACCCCCCUCCCCAUCUUCCCCUGGAAAACGAUUUGGCAAGUCGGAUAGCUAUGAGUAGGGAGGAUGUGUUGGCAAAUUGCACCCUCUCUUCUGCUGGGAGGAGGAAGGGUAUCUCAUUCCCUAUGCCCAUGAAUGAGCUCUCUGGCCUGGCAGAGAUUCAUUCAUUUAUUCAUUCAUUCAUUCAAGAUGGUGGGACUGCCCAAACUAGGGAUCCCUGCCACACGAUCAUCCCGGUUACAAAUUCUGGUCCUCUUGGAGAUAUCCUUUUAAUAAAUUUUUUUUUCAUCCUGGCCCCUGUAUGCUAAUGCAACCUAGUUUCUUGGCAUUUUUUGUAAGCUAGCACUGGAGAAGCGGCACGGCCUAGUAGAUAGAGCAUGGGCCUGGGAGU
Molecule: messenger RNA, 3421 nt
Organism: Ornithorhynchus anatinus (platypus)
Lineage: Eukaryota; Metazoa; Chordata; Mammalia; Monotremata; Ornithorhynchidae
Gene: HKDC1
Product: hexokinase domain containing 1
Exons: 18
Coding region: 238-2988 (916 amino acids)
Biological process (GO): glycolytic process; glucose 6-phosphate metabolic process; intracellular glucose homeostasis
Cellular component (GO): cytosol; mitochondrion
Molecular function (GO): ATP binding; glucokinase activity; fructokinase activity
Source: RefSeq, a predicted model, not a curated record